Molecule: messenger RNA, 1088 nt
Organism: Alosa sapidissima (American shad)
Lineage: Eukaryota; Metazoa; Chordata; Actinopteri; Clupeiformes; Clupeidae
Exons: 2
Coding region: 147-887 (246 amino acids)
Source: RefSeq, a predicted model, not a curated record
ACAAACUGUAAGAUGUUGUUAUAAUCAUCGGUUUGGUUGAUGCGGGUAGAUAAUUCAUCGCUGCCAAAACUAGUGUUGUUUAAAUCGUCGAUAAUAUCUGUUGAUAUCACAAGUUAUCAGUCAAGGAUUCUCAAGUGCCAAACAAGAUGGAGGAGGUCAUCGAAACAAUUGUUACCGAGAGUAUUGAAGUCGAGGAGAGCACGACCACGCUUCCCACUUUGGAGCCUGAAAGAGCGAAAGGAGAGUUUGUUUGGACUUUACAAGCUACAUGGCAGCUUGUAAACACUCGCUUGGAAAUGGAUCAGGAAUUUGACCAGCCUGUGUGCAAAAAAAAGAAGCUUUGGGAGACUGUUGCUGAGAGAGUCACUUCAAAGCUUCAGGCUGCUGGAAACCUGGAUGUGGCCGUGAAGGCCUAUGAGUGUGAUCUGAAGUGGAGGAACAUGCUGGCCACGUACCGCAAAAACACAGAGCGUGCCAAGCGUCUCGGGGCGCAGAGCGUCCACUGGGAGUUCUUCAAGGCCAUGCACAAUGUGCUGGGCAAGAGUCGGGAGGAGAUUGAGGCCCAGCGCAAGGCAAAGCUGAAUGGUACCAAACUGGGCAAGGCUAUUGCCAGCAAACGGUUCACCCCCAUUCUGCCCAUCCCUUCAAUAACAGCAGCCCCCACAAUAACAGCUGCUACAUCUAUAACAGCCACCCCCAUGCCCCCGAAGCCCCCUCAGCAAACUCAGGAUGUGCUGCAUCUCUACCUGGAGCUACAGGAGAGGAAGAUGAACAUGUGGGCUCAGCAAAAGGCGCUAGAGGAAAGAAAGAUUGAAGCCAUUAACAACCUGGCACGUGCCAUCUCCAGCUUGGCACAGGACAAUAGUAUACAGCUGCCAAAAGAGUAAUAAAAGUGUCUACUAUUGAACCAGGCAAGGACCCAGUGCAUCAACUUUGCAUUAAAGGAACUCAACUCUUUGGGAAAUUAGGCUAUUUGCUGUUAACCUCUGUGUUAGAUAGGAGGUUCCUUUAACUGGUACAUUUAAGUUUUUGGUUCUGUUUUAAUGGAUUCUGGAGGAUUUUUUUUUUUUUAAAUCACAAUUAUAAUA